This is a messenger RNA of Syngnathus acus (greater pipefish), 2086 nucleotides long. It is a transcript of the gene kctd7, whose product is annotated as potassium channel tetramerization domain containing 7. Gene Ontology annotation, biological process: protein homooligomerization. The transcript has 4 exons. NCBI's taxonomy places the organism in Eukaryota, Metazoa, Chordata, Actinopteri, Syngnathiformes, Syngnathidae. Gene Ontology annotation, molecular function: protein binding. The record is from RefSeq and is a predicted model, not a curated record. The coding region runs from base 325 to 1377 and encodes 350 amino acids.
UGUUGGUUGAAGUCAUGAACUGAAAAAAGAACGAAUCACUUGAGGAAGUGAUCCGUUCACUCACGUUCACUGAAAAGAGUCGUUCUUUUGAACGAGUCGUUCACUCACGAGCCAACACGACAACGCGCUUCCUCGCGGGAAGAGACAAGGUAAGGAGCGGGACGCGUCGGCGAGAGGUGGCGCUAGUAGCGGUGGCCUCACGUCGAUUUGGAUGACACCGGUUCCGCAACCGCAUGAAAGAGUGGCGUGUUCGAGAAGCCUCGACCUGUUGUCAACAGAGAAGGGAGUGUUGUGGUUGAUGCUCGACAGCCGUAGUCCGCGCGCAUGCAACAGAAUGGCGCGAGCAGUUCGAACGGCUCCGAAGACGGCGGCGGUGGGGAGCGACAGUCUCCAUCCCGAAGCCCCCUGCUGCCGGCGGCGACGACUCGGGUGAGACGCUUCAUCCAGGAACGGCGAACGCUGCCGCUGCCCAAAGUCAUGGUGGUGUUCUCGGCCGCUGGUGACGCCGAGAAAGCCAACGAUGCCAUGGCCGACGACGACUCUGGGAAGCCGACCACUCCGGCGGGGGCGGCGGCGGCAGCAGUGACGAACGUCUGCAGGAGCAAGCCGGCCUGCUGCCCGCUGGACGCCAAGCAGGAGCAGGAGCUUCCAGAGGUGGUCUCUCUGAACGUGGGCGGCUCUCACUUCACCACCCGGCUGUCGACGCUGCGCCGCUACGACGACACCAUGCUGGCCGCCAUGUUCAGCGGGCGCCACCACAUCCCGCGCGACGCCGACGGGCGCUUCUUCAUCGACCGCGACGGCACCUACUUUGGGGACAUCCUGAACUUCCUGCGAGAGGGCGAGCUGCCCCAGCGCGAGCGUGUGAGGGCGGUGCACCGCGAGGCGCAGUACUACUCCAUCGCUCCUCUGCUGGAACGCCUGGAGGACACGCAGCCGCUCACCGGAGAAAAAGUGCGCCAGGCCUUUCUCGACCUGCUUCCCUACUACAAAGACAAUCUGGAGCGGAUCGUGGAGAUUGCCAAGCUGCGCGCCACGCAGAAGAAGGCACGCUUCGCUAAGCUGAAGGUUUGCGUCUACAAGGAAGAGAUGCCCAUCACGCCGUACGAGCGGCCGCUCUUCAACUCGCCACGCUUGGAGCGCGCCGGCGAGGGCGGCGAGGCCAAGCUUUUCGAGCACCACUGCGAGGUGGACGUGUCCUUUGGGCCGUGGGAGGCGGUGGCCGACGUCUACGACCUGCUGCACUGCAUCGUGGGCGACCUGGCCCGCCGCGGCAUCGCCGCCGAGCAGCAGUGCAUCGGCGUGUGCGACAAGCACCUCGUCAACCACUACUACUGCAAGAGGCCCAUCUACGAGUUCAAGAUCACUUGGUGGUGAGGGCGGCGCCCUCGCCCCAUUUCGCUUCGACCUCUGGGAUUCAAAUCGGCUGCUCGUGCGUCUUUGCAAGGCCUUCACCAUUCUAGUAACAGGGAUGAGCAUUUCACAUUUGCUUGGUUGUUGUUUUACAGAAUGUUCUGAACUCCGCUGUUGUUCUGUCAUAUUUUCCCGCUUGGAUGUAACAGCUCCAAUCGCAUCUUGAUCUAGAUAGCCCCAACCGAUUGCCGAUGACGGACGGGAUUGUUAUGCUCAUCCUUGCUUCUAUAACUUCACUCGCUCUUCUUAUUCCAAGCAUUCCGCCUGCCGUUUCACUUUUGUUUUUGUAUGAAUAAUAUAGUGCGUACAAGCAAUUGUGGUGACGUAGCGCUUUGUGCUAAGCUAACGGGACCCCCCGCGUCCUUGUACUUGAUGAAGUCGGAGCACCUUGUGAUUGUAGUUGAGAAAGUAUAUCUUUUGUACCUCAUCGCUAGACUACAUUGACGUCCACAUUGUUUUGUUUUUUUCUGUGUUCAUAGCACUACUUGUGUUGUUUCUAUAAUCAUCUUAUCCAAAGUAGAGUUUGGCUUCUAGGAAGCUGUAGUCGUCACUUUUCUUUGCUUUGUAUUGUAUUUAUGACUGACACAAAUCGAAGAAAAUAUAUCUAUAUAUGUACAAAUGCCUUGUUGCACAAGUGGCGGUGUUUUUAUUAAAAUAACGCUUCUUAAAAUCA